AUGCCGUCUAAUGAGAAGCUUUUCGAAGAAGAGCCUAUAUGUUUUGCUCUAGCUCUCAAUGCGUAUUGUCACUCAUGCCUCAAGAUGGGGUCGGAUUUGAAAAAAUGCAAAGGCUGUCGAAUGUUUUAUUAUUGUUCUGCUGACUGCCAGAAGAAGGACUGGCCUCUACACAAAACCGAAUGCUCGAUGUGUAAGGUGCUUGAUGGAGUAUCAAACGAAGAGGUCCGGCUUGUGAUGCGAUUGGCGAUCAAGUGGGCCGCUGGAGAAAUGGGAGAGAUCACGGUGAGAACAUUGAACAGGAUCGUUGUUGCAGACGUGCGUUCACUAUCAACCUUGGAAGAUCAUGCUGAUGCUUUUGAAAUCAAAUCUCGUCAAAUUUUUAGGCUGGCUAGGGUGGCAUGUGUGAACAGUUUCUCGUUAACAAACAACUACAGUACGACUAUAGGCAUUGCUCUCUGCAUUAAGCUCAGCGUUAUCGACCAUUCAUGUAAGCCGAACGUGCGCUACGCCUAUCGGGGGACCACAGCCGUCAUGGUACCAACGGAUAUGUCGCAUAAGCCAAAAUCUUUGAAAGAAGCUAGGCACUCGUAUAUAAACGAUCUACUGCCACGGAAAGUGCGUCGGGAAAUCCUCAUGAAAGACUACAAUUUCCAUUGCGAGUGUGAAGGCUGUCUCGAUGAAGAGAGAAACGAGCGAAUGGAAGCCUGGCACUGCGACGAAUGCGGGGAAGGAUGGCUGAAACGCGACGAUAAGGACGCGGAAUGUGGUUGGAGCAUAUCCAUGGAUCACUUCGAGCUAUGCCGAGUAGCUGAAGAAACUGCUAGGUCUGGCAAUGAAUUUCUAGUGAAAUCGCAAAUUAAAUUACAAGAUAGAAUGGAACUAGCUGAGAAGGUAUUCUCCGUUAUUGAUGGAGCUUUGUACAGAUUCAAUGUGUUGCGUAUUCCAAGCCUUCGCGUUCUUUUCGAGAACGCUGUUGCUCAAAAGAACAUAGAGAAAAUGUUGAAAUAUGGGAAUGAUCUGCUGUCCCUACAAGGACAAUAUCAAAAUGAAGACGAUUUGGCGCUUUGUCACUUGAAAUACGGUUUGGCUCAAGCUUACAAACUAGCUGGAGAUCAAGAAAAUUGCCGGCAACUGCUCACCGGUGUGCGUGAGGCAAGUCGUUUUAUUGAACUUGCGGUCCACUGUAUCAGGCUAUUUGCAAUAUCCAUCUUGUAA
Molecule: messenger RNA, 1215 nt
Organism: Haemonchus placei
Lineage: Eukaryota; Metazoa; Nematoda; Chromadorea; Rhabditida; Trichostrongylidae
Source: the annotation of a GenBank genome assembly